This is a messenger RNA of Penicillium taxi, 342 nucleotides long. RefSeq lists its product as uncharacterized. The transcript has a single exon. The coding region runs from base 1 to 342 and encodes 113 amino acids. The record is from RefSeq and is a predicted model, not a curated record. Lineage: Eukaryota; Fungi; Ascomycota; Eurotiomycetes; Eurotiales; Aspergillaceae.
AUGGACAAGCAUGAAAUGAGAAUGCCCCAAAACGUGCCAGAGAUAUCUGCUCAGGAAGAUAUCUCAUUGUCGCUGUCUAGUACUGAACAAAUGACGUCCGAGCCUCCAGGGCCUUCAUUUCUCCUGAUAAUGAAACUGAUUCUCAAGGGUAAUCGUAUGCCUCGCGAGGCACAAGAACAAGUUAACCUCCAAGGUCCUCGCGCUUUAGAAAAACCAUGCAUAUUGAUAUCACACCGCUCGCUAGACUGUUGUGAAACUCUGCAUGAUCUAGUUGACAUCGAUAAUCAUAAACCAGGCAGGGAAUCUGGAUCCCAGUCUCUGAAUUCCUUGGCGAUGAACUGA